Messenger RNA from Euleptes europaea (tarantolino), 1593 nucleotides. It is a transcript of the gene HDAC1, whose product is annotated as histone deacetylase 1. Gene Ontology annotation, molecular function: histone deacetylase activity. The transcript is spliced from 14 exons. Lineage: Eukaryota; Metazoa; Chordata; Lepidosauria; Squamata; Sphaerodactylidae. The record is from RefSeq and is a predicted model, not a curated record. Bases 15 to 1463 code for a protein of 482 amino acids.
GGGGGAGGGGGAAAAUGGCGCUGACUCAGGGGACCAAGCGGAAAGUCUGCUACUACUACGACGGGGACAUUGGGAACUACUAUUAUGGUCAAGGCCAUCCUAUGAAACCCCACAGGAUCAGGAUGACCCACAACCUCCUCCUCAACUAUGGCCUUUACAGAAAAAUGGAAAUCUAUCGCCCUUACAAAGCAAGUGCUGAAGAAAUGACCAAAUACCACAGUGACGACUACAUCAAAUUUCUGCGGUCGAUUCGUCCAGACAACAUGUCUGAAUACAGCAAGCAGAUGCAGCGGUUCAAUGUUGGAGAAGACUGCCCUGUAUUUGAUGGCUUAUUUGAGUUCUGUCAGCUUUCUACAGGAGGCUCUGUUGCCAGCGCGGUGAAGCUGAACAAGCAGCAGACGGACAUCGCUGUGAACUGGGCGGGCGGCUUGCACCACGCCAAGAAGUCUGAGGCCUCUGGCUUCUGCUACGUCAAUGACAUCGUCCUGGCCAUUUUGGAGCUGCUCAAGUACCACCAGCGGGUGUUGUACGUUGACAUCGACAUCCAUCACGGCGAUGGCGUGGAGGAGGCCUUUUACACCACAGACCGCGUCAUGACGGCGUCCUUUCAUAAGUACGGAGAAUACUUCCCGGGAACGGGGGACCUGCGGGACAUUGGUGCAGGCAAAGGAAAGUAUUACGCUGUCAACUACCCUCUCCGGGAUGGAAUAGACGAUGAGUCCUAUGAAGCCAUCUUCAAGCCAGUCAUGUCUAAAGUGAUGGAGACAUUCCAGCCUAGCGCUGUUGCCUUGCAGUGUGGGUCGGAUUCUUUAUCAGGGGACAGGCUGGGUUGUUUUAAUUUGACCAUUAAAGGUCAUGCCAAGUGUGUGGAGUUCAUCAAAAGCUUUAACUUGCCCAUGCUGAUGCUUGGAGGUGGCGGCUACACGAUUCGCAACGUGGCCAGGUGCUGGACGUACGAGACCGCUGUGGCACUGAACACGGAGAUCCCAAAUGAGCUUCCCUAUAACGAUUAUUUUGAAUACUUCGGCCCAGACUUCAAGCUCCACAUCAGCCCCUCCAACAUGACCAACCAAAACACAAAUGAAUAUCUGGAGAAGAUUAAGCAGCGCCUCUUUGAGAACCUGCGGAUGCUCCCCCAUGCUCCUGGCGUCCAGAUGCAGCCCAUCCCAGAGGAUGCCGUGGCGGAGGACAGUGGAGAGGAAGACGAGGAAGAUCCUGACAAACGGAUUUCCAUCCGCUCCUCUGAUAAGAGGAUAGCUUGUGAUGAAGAAUUCUCCGACUCCGAGGAUGAAGGGGAAGGUGGGCGCAAAAAUGUGGCGAACUUCAAGAAGGCCAAACGGGUGAAAACGGAAGAGGAGGAGAAGGAGGAAGAGAAAAAAGGUGAGGAAGUCAAAGAGGAGGAGAAGGCCAAAGAGGAGAUGGCAGAGCCCAAGGGGGUGAAGGAAGAGACGAAAUCGACUUAAGAGGCUGGCAGCCGGGGAGCUGACGUUCCCAGGUUUUCUGCUCCCCCUCCCCUUCCGUUCCUUCAGAAUUUGUAUUUUAUGUUUCUGUAGAUAUUUCUAUAUAAAUAUAUUGUGGGGGGGGGACUGGAAA